CCUCAGACUCUACGACAGAACCUCACAAGACUCAAACCAUCCGUGUGAACCUUGAACGGCGUGAUAAGAAGUUAACCAGAAAGCGCGAAAAUACGCGCGAAAAUACGCGACCCCUUCGCCGACACGGCAUCCAACCCAUCAUGGCUGCGUCGAUAUCCCACCCAGUGCCUAAGCUGGAAAUAACUGACGUGGACGAUGAUAUGGAAAUCUCAUCCGAUGUUGGUCGCGCCGAUAAUGAUGAUAUUGAUAUCGACAUCGAUGUUGGUGGCGACCAUGACUUUGACUAUAUGCUCGAAGACACAUUCUCAGAAACUGGAAAUACCAGGGAUCAACCCCCGCCAUCCCCAAGCAAGGACGAUGUCAUGGUAGAUGAGUCGUACUCUGGAGCCGAGCGUGGUAACACGACCGAUAUCGAGAUCACAGAUGGGCCCGACGAACACCUUUUCGAUGUUGGGGACUAUGGUGUAGACCCCAUGGGCUCGACCAGUCUCACAUCUGGAGUACAGGAGCAAGAUGUUGAUAUCCAAGAAGCCUCAACACCCAACGAAGUCGACCAUAUAACCCAUGGAACUGAUACUCAGUUGGCUCAUGAUGAUCUUGAAUUCGAUGACAACUUAGAUGACGAACAAAUCCAUGACACAACGAACGAUGAGAUACAUGUGGAUACCGAAGGCACUGGAGAUCCUCAGCAAGAAGUCGACACUACCGAUAGUGCUCAAAAUAUUUUGGCGCUUGCGAAUGAUGGGAGUACUGUGCAUACAGGCCAGCCUCACGCCGAUGACCAGACUGUGGAUACUCAUCCCAGGCAGGGUAAUUCUCCGCAACAUGAAGAGCCAGCUGGCACCUCUCAGAUUCUAGCACCAACGUCCGGCGAGCCGCAAGUUUCGACUCAUUCGCAGUCGGAAUCAUUGGAUCCUGCAGUUGGACAACCGAGUGCCACUGACACUGUCAACGACGUUUCCCACCCCGCACCGGAAUCCGAGACUUUUGAUUCGCGGAUAGAAUCCGGCGAGAAGUCUGCUGAGACAGCAUUGGCUGAGGAUCUGAACAGUGUCCUCAGGUCUACUCUCACUCAUCAUCCUGUCAUUGUGAUAUAUGACCACAGUGAAAUAUCCUUGUUCCCUCCCGCAGAAGGCGAGUCAUCAGAGACUUACUUCCUUCAUGACGAGAGCCUUAUGAAUGCUUGUAUCCGUGACCUUCUCCAAGAGUGCAGGCAUGUAUUAGGUGAAACCAUUGGUAACGAGGAAGAGUUGGAAAUCGAGGUUGAGGAACUUGGCUUGCGACUCAAUGAGGAUUCAAUCCACUGUGCAAACGUGACCCUUGCAGAGGUUCUUACUGUGUACCUCCAAUUACAACGACAUGAUGGAGCCGCGAGCCCUUAUCCGCUUUACAUGACAUUAACCUCACACCUUAGAUUCUCAUCACAACUUGCUUCACUUAAAGAUGCCGCUGCGCAAGGGAAAGGAUUGUCUCAAUGUGUUCAGCAUACCCCUGCGGAAGAGCCUCAUGAAGAGUAUGAUGCAGGCCAAAGUGAGCACGAUGAACAUGAGGGCGAGGAAACUGGCCAAACUGAAUUGGAUGACUCCCAUCAACUUGAGGUUGCCAACAGUCAGGAUGAGCCCACUCAACCUCAAGUUCAACAACCUGAAGAGCACGCCGAAGCGCCGCUUGAAGAAGUCGGCCAGGAAUUCGAGUCGGGAGAUAUAGAAUAUCAUGAUAAUGAUUUUGAUGAGGAAGCGGGUGCGGAAGACGAGCCUGUUGAGGAGCAGGAGACUCUACCUGCUGAUGAUUACGAACCGGCCGAGGAAAUCGCAGAAGACGACCAACCUGCCAAGAAGCAGGAGGAGACUCUACCUGCUGACGAGUACGAACCGACCGAGGAAGUCGCUGAAACGAGUGUGGCCGAGCCCAAAGGGAGCACUAGUAUAACCGAUGAAGGUAAACCGGAACAUCCGAAUGAGCCCGCUGUACAAGACAACGAAGAACAAGGCGAGACAGUGGAAAUCGAGCACCCCGAAUUUGCUGAUGACUUGAUUGAUUACUUCGAUGAUGAGGAAGGCCACGAUGAAGGCUCAUCUGGAUCUUUGACUGUCCAAGGGGAUAUCGCUGAGGCUCAGGAACCAGAAUGUGCCUUGAAGAAUGGACAGCCUGCCCAGGCUAGUCAAAUUGAAGGAGCGGAGCCUGCACCUGAAGAACCCGGUCCAAAUGAUGAAGACAAUACGGCCGAUGAGUAUGACGAUUUCCUCGAGGAGCCCGAAGAGACGAAGGAAGAAGACCAGCCUGCGGAUACUCGUUUAGAUGUCCCCAAAGCCGAUGCUACCCAGGACACCAUCUUGGAACCUGGAGAAGGGGCACAGAGCAAUGAGCAAAAUGAGGGAGAGGGUCCCAGCACCGUCGAGAACCUCGAUCGAACCGGUGUUGAGGAUUUCGAUUUCGCCACUGGCGAAGCGGACGACACCCACUUUGACGCCGGCAAUGACGAGAACGGCCAAGCUUGGAAUAAUGUUUUCGACGAUGGUGACGAGAGCGAGGCGGUCGAGGCAACUGUGGGACAGCCGUUCACAGUGCCCGAGGGAUCCACGGGGGACGACGAGUUCGAUUUCGUCGAUGAUCUCGAUGGCGAUGAAGAGGACGACGCUGUAGACUUGGAGGUAGCGGAACAAGACCCGAAGCAUGGACACGACUCACCACUUGGGAAGAGGUCGUGGUCGGAGCACAAUGAGGGUGCAGCUGGCCAAGUCGAUGAUCAAGAUAUGAAACGGGCUCGCCCGUCCUAAUCGACUUGGUCAUGCGCUUUCUUGUCGACCAUCGCACCAUAUCCAACACGAGCGUGAACCGGAGCCUGGACACUGUUCCCUACAUCCUCGGUUUUCGCACGGCCAACGUUCCCCGACGAGCGACCUCUUAACCUUCUCCAUUCCUUUUUCGUUUCUCCGCAAGCGCUUUUCCUGCCUUCUGAUCCUUUCGCCCCUUCACAGUCACCCGCACAACUGACACGGUACUGAUCCACAGCAGCAGAGAUACCCCCGAUAGCAUCCGGGCUUCGCGCAGGAAGCGUUCGGAAGCACCCGCGCGGUUGGGUGCAUUACAGGUAAGUCUGUACC
Eremomyces bilateralis CBS 781.70 is the source of this 3104-nucleotide messenger RNA. RefSeq lists its product as uncharacterized. The coding region runs from base 141 to 2777 and encodes 878 amino acids. The transcript has 3 exons. The record is from RefSeq and is a predicted model, not a curated record. Lineage: Eukaryota; Fungi; Ascomycota; Dothideomycetes; Eremomycetales; Eremomycetaceae.